CAGUCCAUGAGACAGAGAAGGGAAACGCAACCGAAACGCUCUCAUUCGCGCAGCCUCCAAUCUAUUUCUCUCUCUCACUCACUCACUCACUAACACACAAACGCGCGUGUUCUGGUACCAGGAGGCUCGCGCUGUAUUGUUUCGGCGGAUGGGUGGAGAUGCACACACACACACACAGAGAGAGAGAGAGCGCUGAGGAUAAGGCAUCACGCUGAGGAAUGAUUAGCAUACAGGAGGCGAGAGGAACUUUCCAGCGCGAGUGAGCAGGAGAGCAAGUGAGGAGGGGAAGAUCGUGGGAAAAUAAUCAGGAGCGAUUGGAAAGUUUGAGCGAAGGCAGCGUUUCCACACUGAAAAUGAAAUUGGAGGAGGUGUAGUGUAGACCUCUUAUCAGUCGUCUAACAUAGAGGGCCGGGGGGCAAACCGAGGUCUGAACCAAAGAACAAUUCAAACGGCAAUUACAUCAGAUGGAGGUGGAUGUCGCAGAUGAGAAGCGCCAUUGCACACGCUCAAAAGUUCCCCUGGAGCCAGCCAUACAAGAGUUGUUCAGUGUGUAUGGCUGUCCCGUCGCCAAGAAGAGAAAACCCCUGGAGACUCACGCCCUGGAGCCCUCGGCCAAGAGGAAGGUCUUUCUAACCGUCGUAGACCAGCAGUCAAUGGAGAAAUGCUACAGGACACACAAAAUGGAGGAGGAAAUGGAUGAAAAAGAGGAAGAGGAGGAGGAAGAGGAAAGGGAAGAAGAAGAGGAAGCCGAUGAGGAAUACACAGACAACGAGGAACAAUUUGAUCAGGAAGAGGUAGAAGUGAUCAAUGGAGACGAGGAAGAGGUGGAGCAGGAAGAAGAGGAAGUGGUGGAGGAGGAAGAGGAAGAAGGAGUAGAAAGAGAGGGGGAAGAUGAUGAAGAAGAGGAUGAGAUAGAGGAAGAUGAGGAGCAAAUUCAAGAAAUAGAGAGUGACCAUAUGAAUUGCAGUCCCAGCAGAUCAAGCCCCUCCAUGGAGAAGGACAACAACAACAACGAAGAAUACGAGAACUAUGAUGAACUGGUGGCCAAAUCUCUGCUAAACCUGGGCAAGAUCGCAGAGGACGCUGCUUAUCGGGCCAUGACCGAGUCCGAGAUGAACAGCAACUCCUCAAACAGUGCAGAAGAGGAAGAGGAGGAGGACGAAGACGAAGAGGACGACGAAGAUGAUGAAGAUGAGGAGGGCUCAAGGAAAGGUGAGCUGAGUCUGGAUGUGAACAGUGAUGUGGUAAGAGAGACUGUGGACUCUCUAAAGCUCCUGGCUCAGGGUCACGGGGUCACGCUCUCAGAAAACCUCCACGAGGAGCCGUACCAGGACGACGGCGGCGAGAACAUCAACGGCAGAGCCAGCAUCACUGGUCAGAUGGGGGAGAAGAGUGACGAGGAAGUUUGUCUGAGCAGUUUGGAGUGUCUUCGCAACCAGUGCUUUGACUUGGCGCGCAAGCUAAGCGAGACCAAGCCAUCCGAGCGGCUCAACAAUAACCAGCAGCAGGCUCAUCAUCUUUAUCAAGAGGCUCAACAACAGCAGCAUCAUCAGACUCAUGAGGAGUGCCGUGUCCUUGAGCGAAACUACUCCGACAUGGUCAACCUGAUGAAGCUUGAGGAGCAGCUCAGCCCUCGAUCCAAGGCUUUCUCCAGCUGUGCCGCAGAGCACAAGUGCUUCCAGGACUGCGAUGAAGACACCACCUCUGUCACAUCCGACCGCUCCGAGGACGUUUUCGACAUGACCAAGGGCAACCUGUCACUGCUGGAGAAGGCCAUAGCGCUGGAAACGGAGCGGGCUAAAGCUUUGCGGGACAAGAUGUCGUCAGAAGCAGUCAGGAGAGAUAGACUGCGUUUGCAUGAGGACGGUUUGAGGCACAGCUGUGCCGAGGAGCGGAAGGCACGUCUGCACCACGAUGGCCUAAAGAAGCCUUACUACCUGAAAGAUUCUUCACGGUCGGGGAAAAAAGAAAGCCGCUGUCCAACGCCUGGCUGUGACGGCACAGGUCACGUGACGGGUUUGUACCCGCAUCACCGCAGCCUGUCUGGAUGCCCGCAUAAAGACCGAGUCCCACCAGAAAUUCUUGCAAUGUAUGAAAAUGUUCUUAAGUGCCCUACGCCUGGCUGCACGGGCCGGGGUCACGUCAACAGCAACAGGAACUCUCACAGGAGCCUGUCGGGUUGCCCCAUAGCGGCUGCAGAGAAACUGGCCAAAGCCCACGAGAAACAUCAGCCAUGUGAUGGAGGAAAAUCCAACCAGGCUUCAGAUCGUGUGCUCAGGCCCAUGUGCUUCGUGAAACAGUUGGAGAUUCCUCAGUACGGCUUCAAAAACAACGUUCCCACUUCGACCCCGCGCUCCAACCUGGCCAAAGAGUUAGAGAAAUACUCCAAAACCAGCUUUGACUACAACAACUACGACAGCAGCAACAUCUACAGCAAACGGCACUCUGCUGCGCCCAAGCUCCACGGUCGGGACACACUGCCCAAAAGUGAUGAGGCGAAGCGCUACUGCAAGAGCUGGAGUUCGGCGAGCAGCACCUCGAGCAGCUUCGGGCCCAGCAGCAGCAGCAGCCUGAGCUGUGGAGGAGGAGGAGGAGGGGGAGGAAGAGGAGGAGGAGGAGGAGGAGAGAGUAGCGCCAGCAGCACCUGCAGCAAGAGCAGCUUCGACUACACACACGACAUGGAGGCGGCGCACAUGGCUGCCACUGCCAUCCUCAACCUCUCCACCCGCUGCAGGGAGAUGCCACAGAGCCUGAGCGGGAAACCCCUGGACAUCUGCUCGCAGUCUGAUGAUCUGGAUCCCUUCCAGGACAUUUUAGAGGACAGUGCAUACACUACUGAUGUUGGCAUUCCCAGUCCCAAACCAAAAUUUCCGCCUUGCAAAGAAAGCAAAAAGGACCUGAUAACUCUUUCAGGUUGUCCUUUAGCAGAUAAAAGCAUUCGGAGUAUGAUGGCCACCAACUCACAAGAACUCAAGUGCUCGACCCCGGGCUGUGACGGCUCGGGACAUAUUACUGGCAACUACGCUUCACACAGAAGUUUGUCAGGAUGUCCACGUGCUCGGAAGACUGGAAUAAAGAUAACACACAGUAAAGAGGACAAGGAGGACCAGGAGCCAAUCAGGUGUCCGGUGCCAGGUUGUGAUGGCCAGGGUCACAUAACGGGUAAAUACGCGUCCCACCGCAGCGCGUCAGGCUGCCCUCUAGCGGCCAAACGGCAGAAGGACGGCUACAUCAGCGGCUCCCAGUUCACAUGGAAGGCUGGGAAGGCAGACGGCAUGUCGUGUCCAACCCCGGGCUGUGACGGCUCUGGACACGUCAGCGGCAGUUUCCUGACCCACAGAAGUCUCUCUGGUUGCCCACGUGCCACAGCGGCGAUGAAGAAAGCCCGACUGUCAGGAGUGGAGAUGCUCACUAUAAAACAGCAAGCAAGCAAUGGUUUAGACUGUGAUGCAGAUGUUAAACAGCUGGAUGAAGAUGUCAAAGAUUUACAUGAAUCAAAUUCACAGGUGGAGGCGGAUAUGAUCAAGCUUAGAACACAGAUCACCACAAUGGAGUCUAACCUGAGGUCUUUAGAAGAGGAAAACAAGGUGAUUGAACAGCAAAACCAAUCUCUCCUGCUUGAGCCGGCCCGCCUAAGGCAUUCACUGAUAAACAGUUUAGCUAAUAUCCAGCUAGCGCAGAUGAAAUCACUUCACAAAGAGCCUCCAGUCAGACACAACAGCUGUUUACAGUUGCAUCAGAGAGAUCCAAUGAGCGAACAGAGCUUUGACGCAUAUGUGACCACGCUAACGGACAUGUACACCAAUCAAGAUCAGUAUCAGAGCGCAGAGAACAAGGCCCUGCUAGAAAACAUCAAACAAGCAGUACAAGGCAUUCAAGUCUAGCGUGGCCACUUUCCUACAGCGGAGGAACACAGGGAACAAAAGACAUUUUCAGAAAGAAAAAAAAAAAUAAUCAUCAUAUGGGAUGCCUCACAUUUUGCUGUUUAUCGAACAGUGUUGAAUUCAUGUUCUUUUAAAAAGUGUUAUGCUGACUAAACAUUUUUCUUUGGGUUUAUUUUUCUGGCCUUGCUUUUAAAAAAAAAUAUCUGCAAAAUGGUUUUGGAAAGCAUUCACAUUUUGUACGUUUUGUAACGUGAAUCAUCCUUCUCGCUGCUCAUUUAUGCACCUUUUUGUGUAUGUUAUUCAACAGUAAUGCAUCCACUACUGAACAUUAGUUUGUGACGCUUGCUGAUAUAGAGUUAAAAUCACAGAGGUUAACUCAGUAAAAGAUCUAGUGAAACACGAUCAGUGCUGUUUCUUUUAAUCAUUGAUAUCAACGGUUACCCUUUUACCAAUAGUCUACUUUAGACAUUCUACUGACUUUGCAACUGCAUGUCAACAAAUUCUCAGAGUGUUAGUAGACUGUCAGAUUAGGGUUAGAAGAAUAAGUUGGCGUAGUUGAAACAUUACUUAUAGUUCUGUCAUGACAACUGUCAUGAGAUUGGUAUGGUAAUAGAGAUUGGAUACACUCUAAAAAAUGCUGGGUUGUUUAACCCAAUUUUGGGUCAAAUAUGGACAAACCCAAA
Pimephales promelas (fathead minnow) is the source of this 4567-nucleotide messenger RNA. It is a transcript of the gene myt1lb, whose product is annotated as myelin transcription factor 1-like, b. Gene Ontology annotation, cellular component: nucleus. Gene Ontology annotation, molecular function: RNA polymerase II cis-regulatory region sequence-specific DNA binding; zinc ion binding; DNA-binding transcription factor activity, RNA polymerase II-specific. The record is from RefSeq and is a predicted model, not a curated record. Gene Ontology annotation, biological process: regulation of transcription by RNA polymerase II. NCBI's taxonomy places the organism in Eukaryota, Metazoa, Chordata, Actinopteri, Cypriniformes, Leuciscidae.